AUGCGGGCAAUUCUGGCAGAGCCUUUCCAGGCAAAUUAUAGCAGCUGGGGUACCUUGUUAAACAGUUUAAGAGGCCUGUUCGGGGCCUUUGAAUCUCUACAUCAAAGAGAGGCCGAAGCAUGGCUUCUGGGUCCACUUCUACUUCUUGGUCACAUUAAACAAGGUUUGAUGAAUUCAGGGCCCCACAAUGAUCAAAAGCAAUCUAGCCCGCACAUCAAGUGGCUGGACCAUGAAAUGGAAGAGGUCGGUCCAGGUAAUGCGAUCCAUGUAGCAUUUGGUUCCCAAUCAUAUAUGACAGACGUUCAGAUGGAGGAGAUUGCUCUUGGGUUGGAGAAGGCAGGGCAACCGCUCAUUUGGGUGGUCAGGUCAAGUACAUGGAUCCCACCAGUUGGAUGGGAGGAAAGGAUCGGGGAAAGAGCGUUUGGUCGUGAGUUGAUGCAGAGGAAGAAGGCCAGGGAAAGGACACAAGAGUUUAUUGGUAGAAAGUCAAGGCAAGCUGUGGAGAAAGGUGGAUCAUCUGAUGAGGAAUUGGAUCAACUAAUUCAACGCCUCGUUCUAAGACUAGAGAAUUCCAGGACUUUAUAA
Messenger RNA from Populus euphratica (Euphrates poplar), 585 nucleotides. Its product is annotated as UDP-glycosyltransferase 73B5-like. NCBI's taxonomy places the organism in Eukaryota, Viridiplantae, Streptophyta, Magnoliopsida, Malpighiales, Salicaceae. Bases 1 to 585 code for a protein of 194 amino acids. The record is from RefSeq and is a predicted model, not a curated record. The transcript is spliced from 2 exons. Gene Ontology annotation, molecular function: UDP-glucosyltransferase activity.